AUGAAGGGUUUCUACAUAGUCAUCCUAUUUCUACAUGGAUUUGCGUUGGCGCUGUUAGAGGAGAACAUAGUUGCCUUCGAACCUAUCGACGGUUCCAUUGAAUUUGGCAAUGCUCCUAUAUUGCGAGAUGCAAGCGAUCCGGUGGGUGUCAAAAUUGCUGUGGACAGUUUAGCCGGUGACCUGGAAGAAGUGACUGAUGUCAAGCGUCGCGUGCUCGUUUGGAAUGAAACUGCAUCCGUUGUUCAAGCAGAGCCGUCUACCUCUGGGUUAGUUAUAAUCGCGGCAACACUCGGCUCGCCAUUGGUAUCUCGGCUUGAAGAAGAUGGCAAGAUCAAUGUUGAUGAUAUCCGUGAUAAAUGGGAGAGCUUUCGCACUGUUCUUAUCGAUAGUCCUCUGCCUGGGAUCAAACAUGCUCUCGCAAUUGUUGGUAGUGACAAGCGAGGAACUAUGUUCGGCGUCUUUACGCUCACGGAACAGAUUGGAAAAUCCCCCCUCCAUUGGUGGGCCGAUGUUCCAGUCAUAAAGCACCAGACGAUUUAUGCCCUGAACAAAACUACAACACAGGGAGAGCCCAGCGUCAGGUAUCGCGGUAUAUUCAUCAACGAUGAGGCGCCCGCUUUGACAGGCUGGUGGGCAAAGCAUGCCAGUGUGGACGAUUAUACCUUCAGUGCUGAGUUCUACGAACACGUCUUUGAUCUGUUAGUUCGUCUCAAAGCCAAUUUUCUGUGGCCGGCUAUGUGGGGAUCUUUCAUUCCUACCCCUGGCAGAAGCUUUUUCACGGAUGACCUGCGUAAUCAACAGCUUGCGGAUGAUUACGGGAUUGUUAUAUCAACUAGCCACACUGAGCCAAUGCAGCGCUCUUCUAAUGAGUGGAAGAUAGACCCGACACGGGGCGCCUGGAACUGGCUUAGCAACAAGGAGAACGUUGUCAAAUUCAUGGAAGAAGGCGUUAAACGUGCGGGUGAUAAUGAGACUUACUUUACACUAGGCAUGCGCGGAGAAAAUGAUAGUCCUAUCGAAGCGGACGAUCCUAUCGCAGUGCUGAGGGAUGUGUUUAGCACUCAAAGAGAGCUGCUUGCCAAGUAUCAUGGCAAUAAUACCUCUCUACAGGCAUGGGCAGUCUACAAAGAGGUUAUGACCUAUUACACAGCUGGUCUGGUUCCUCCCGAUGAUGUGACAUUGAUAUUCCCCGAUGAUAAUUGGGGCAAUGUUCAACGACUGCCUACGGAGGAGGAGCGACAGAGGUCUGGUGGUAUUGGUCUUUACUACCACUUUGACUAUGUUGGUAGACCGAAGAGCUGGAAAUGGCAAAACAACAACAAUCUGCCCAAAGUAUACAAAGAGCUGUCACAAGCCUACGAGCGGGGAGCGAACAGAGUUUGGGUCAUUAAUGUUGGCGACAUCAAACCUAUGGAAAUUCCUCUCUCAUUCGCCCUGGAUCUUGCGUGGAAUGUGUCCCAGUUUGAUUUCAACACCAUCCCCUCAUACCUCAAAGCUCUAGCUACGCGAGAUUUUGGUAACGAGUACGCCGACCAGAUUGCAUCGGCUCUGAUGGAAUAUAGCCACCUAGCGGGUCUGCGCAAAUUUGAAAUGCUGGAACCAACGACAUAUUCCAUCCUCAACUUCCGAGAGGCCGAGCAGGUGCUCGAUGAGUGGAGAAAGCUGGCCGAGAAAACACAAGAAAUUCAGCAGUCCUUACCUAGCGACCGCCACGAUGCUUGCUAUCACCUCCUAACUUAUCCUGCGAUGGCGGGAUUCAACUACUACCAGACAAUCCUUGGCCAGGGCAAAAACCGCCAAUACAGCUUCGAACGCCGGAACUCAGCCAACAUGGUAGCGGGACACGUACUCGAGUACUUUGAGGAAGAUUAUGACUUGACAUUGGAGUAUGACAACCUUGCAGAUGGCAAAUGGGAGGGCAUCAUGUCGACUCCCAAGUUUGAUAUGGGCAUUGCAGACUGGCGUCCCUCAUCACGCGACGUCGUCGCUAAUCUAUCGUAUGUGCAGCUACGGCAGGACUUUGAUUACGCAUUUGGCAACCUGGGUAUCUUCGUCGAGCAGUCGCUUAGUGCAUAUCGCCAAGGUCGGAUCUGUGGGUCUAUCAAUCCCUCCCUACCAACUGAGGAAGGCUUUUCACCAGUGCUCCCGCUUAUGGAUCCCUAUGGUCCAGGAUCACGGCUCAUUGAGCUCUUCCACCGCACACUCUCGAAAGAACACCCCGAGGAACGCCUCGAAGUCUCGAUCGACUGGACCGCCGCCCCAAGCAACUUUACCGAAACGAUUCAGCUACGCGUAGAAUGGGAACCGUCUCCGUAUUUUGAUUUAAUCCACAUUCCAAUCCGCAACCACCGCGUCCCGACCAACUUCACCGGCUUCCCUGAGUCGGGCGGCUUCGUCUCCAUCGAAGGCCCGCAUUUCCAACGCUCCUCAUCGGAUACUGUAUCUUUCAAACAUAUCCCAUAUCUAGGGUCGCGAUCUCGGUCUGGAUCCAUCGCACUCCGGCCGUAUAUGCAAGCUCGAGAAUCUGAAGAUGACGCAAAAGCUGUGUGGGUUGAGUACGACUUCUACCUCUUCAAUUCCACUGACUCAUUCAAUGCGACUGUCUACGUCAAUGGCGCCCUCGACACGGAUCCCAACCUACCGAUGAAAUUCUCGUUAUCAAUCGACGGUCAAGAGGCGAACUUCACAAGACUACUGGGCGAGCCUGAAAAGGCGGGGGAUACGCCUCCUGGAUGGACAGAGGCAGUGGCGGACCAUGUUUGGACGAGGGAUAUUGAGAUUGCGGCUCUUGACCAGGGCCUGCAUACACUCAAGUGGAUGGUGAAUUCGCCAGAGAUAUAUCUGGAGAAGAUUGUUCUUGCGCUGGAGGGGCAUUUAGAUAGCUAUCUCGGCCCGACGGAGAGUGCACUGAUGGGUUGA
Molecule: messenger RNA, 2919 nt
Organism: Aspergillus pseudotamarii
Lineage: Eukaryota; Fungi; Ascomycota; Eurotiomycetes; Eurotiales; Aspergillaceae
Exons: 5
Coding region: 1-2919 (972 amino acids)
Source: RefSeq, a predicted model, not a curated record